CCAAAAAAAAUAAACGUGAACGUUCUUAAUGUUUUUAUUUCAUAAUGAAAAUUGUUACGUGGAAUGUUAAUGGCAUUAGGUCUAUGAAGAAAACCAUACCCUGUGUUCUCGAAGAACUCGAAAGUGAUGUUACAUGUUUCCAAGAAACAAAGAUUACUCGGAGCAUGCUGCCAGAAACUAUCGCUUUAAUUGACGGCUAUACUUCUUACUUCAGUUACCCUCGAAAGCAAAGUGGCUACUCUGGAGUAGCUUCAUAUUGCACAGACAGAUAUGUUCCUCAAGAUGCUGAAGAAGGACUCUCUGGUGUUCUUGAUGGGAGAAAUGAAAAUCAUCCUUCAGAAUUUCUCACAGACUUUGAAGAAUCUUCUUUUACUUUCAUGGACUUGGAUUCUGAAGGAAGAAUUAUUAUUACUUAUCAUCUGAUAAAAUUUGAUGAUGAAAUCAGGAAAUUGGCUGUGAUAAAUGUCUAUUGCCCAAGAGUUGAUUGUGAAAAGCCGGAGAGGCAUUUAUACAAAAUGCAGUUCUGUCGACUUCUGGAAGCUAAAGCUCUUGACCUAUGUCAAAAGAAUUGCUUUGUUGUGAUUGUUGGAGACAUGAAUAUUUCUUACUCUGUCCUUGAUCAUUGUGAACCUGGUGAUGAGAAUGAGUUCAAUUCUCAUGAAGCAAGACAAUGGUUAAGGUUGUUUCUAUCUACUACUAAUGGUUUGGAUGAUGAUAUUGGUUUCGUUGAUGCAUUCCGCCACUUCUAUCCAGACAAAAAAGAAGCUUACACUUGUUGGAGUCUGCGAACAGGAGCAAGAUCAACCAAUUAUGGUGUCCGCAUCGAUUACAUAUUAAUCAGCAGCCAAUUAGUGCCACUUCUGCUCAGCUGUGAAAUAUUGUCCGAUUACCAUGGAUCGGAUCACUGCCCAGUAAGAGCAGAGUUUAGAUGUGAUCCAGUGUCUGUAGAUAAAUUGAAACUCCCAUCCAUAUGUACAAGGCUCUGGCCAGAAUUUUCAGGGAAACAACAAAAAUUGCAAUUUUUCUUGCAAAAAGGCCAGUCUUCGUCCAGUGAUAUAAAAACACAAAGCUCACAACCUUCAACUAUCAAUAAAAACAAUCAGAAAAAGAAAAACAAUCAAAAAUCUAUUUAUAGUUUCUUUAAAAAGGACACACCAAGCUCAAAUAACAAUUCUGAGACACGAGUAACAGAAGCAAAAAUAGAAAACAAUGAGGAAUAUAACCAUUCCAGUGAAGUAAAAAAUGCCAUUUCAAAUGAUCAUGACAUCACUGAGCCACCAUCAAAAACUUUAAGAUUAGAUGACCUGGAAUCAGAGGAGACUAGUUCUCAAAAGUCAAGCCAAGCUUCAGAGUGGAAGUCUGUUUUGCGUGGGCCACCCAAACCGCCCAUGUGUACUGGCCAUAAAAAACCUUCUGUUCUAAGAACAGUAAAAAAGAAAGGUCCUAAUUAUGGGAGACAGUUUUUCAUGUGUGCCCAACCACCUGGUCAUUCCUCCAAUCCAGAUGCAAGUUGUAACUUUUUUAAAUGGGCUUCAGCUGCUAAGGUUAAUGUGCUGAAAUCUUCAUAGCAUUAAACAUUUUAUAGUUUUGUCUUUUGUAUGUACCAAUUCAUAGAAUCUUAUAAUCAAACAAUAUUAAUCUGUAUUUAAGUUUAAUUUUUUAAUGUUUUUUUACAUUAAAAAAAAACUUUUUUUGAAAAUGAAUAUUUUUGUAAGAAUGCAAAUGAUUUAAAGAAAAAUGUCGUUAUAUGCAGGGUGUCCAAGCACCUGGAAAGUCAUGGAUUUCAGAUAUAAUCAAAAUUUCUCAUUGAAAGAUUUAAUUUUCAGCCAAAAAUGCAUAAAAAUCAUGGAUUCGAUCGGUCAUGGGUUUGAGUCUUAAAACCCAUAAAAUUACUAAAUUUUACCGAUUGGAUAUAAAAUUUAUGCAUUUUAGCUAUUUUUUACUUUCAUAUGUCAGCCCUGAUUUUUUUUUUUGAAUUUUGAAAUCCAUUUGCAUCUGCUUCUACAAAACUUGCUCAAUUUUGUUUUCUGUGUUAUUCUAAGACUUGAAUAUUAAUAUUUUUGUGUUCACCGUUAUUUAUAACCAUUCUUAUAUUUUAUGUUGUGUAAUUAAGGAUUUGCACACUUAUCGUUUUUUUCCGCGCCCACUGUAAAAUCCAAGUUUAC
Messenger RNA from Uloborus diversus, 2165 nucleotides. RefSeq names its product DNA-(apurinic or apyrimidinic site) endonuclease 2-like. The coding region runs from base 45 to 1568 and encodes 507 amino acids. The transcript has 6 exons. Gene Ontology annotation, cellular component: nucleus. Gene Ontology annotation, molecular function: phosphoric diester hydrolase activity; DNA-(apurinic or apyrimidinic site) endonuclease activity; DNA binding. The record is from RefSeq and is a predicted model, not a curated record. Gene Ontology annotation, biological process: base-excision repair. Lineage: Eukaryota; Metazoa; Arthropoda; Arachnida; Araneae; Uloboridae.